Molecule: messenger RNA, 304 nt
Organism: Gongylonema pulchrum
Lineage: Eukaryota; Metazoa; Nematoda; Chromadorea; Rhabditida; Gongylonematidae
Source: the annotation of a GenBank genome assembly
CUGAACGACUCAUGAAGUCUAGUUACAGACCUCAGCACUUUUGGUGAUUUUUUUUUAGUGCAAUUACUUAUUCUUACCAAUCGUUUGUGUGGUGCCAUUCUUGAUCCUGGCAAUCGGGGUGGACGAUGUGUUUAUCUUCUUGUACUGCUAUCAUCGUACCGAUUCGCGCCUUCCGGUUGAAGAACGGAUUGCAAAAAUGCUUGCUGAAGCUGGACCUUCAAUAACAAUUACAUCGCUCACGAAUUUUCUAUCCUUUGCCAUCAGUGCGUUCACUCCAACCCCAGCCAUACAGAAAUUAAUUUAA